Thalassophryne amazonica is the source of this 662-nucleotide messenger RNA. RefSeq names its product histone H2A-like. Gene Ontology annotation, molecular function: structural constituent of chromatin; DNA binding; protein heterodimerization activity. The transcript has a single exon. The record is from RefSeq and is a predicted model, not a curated record. Gene Ontology annotation, cellular component: nucleosome. NCBI's taxonomy places the organism in Eukaryota, Metazoa, Chordata, Actinopteri, Batrachoidiformes, Batrachoididae. Bases 24 to 410 code for a protein of 128 amino acids.
CACAUUUUAACAAAUUUAGCAACAUGUCUGGAAGAGGCAAAGGAGUUGGUGGAAAGGCUAAAGCGAAGCCGAAGACUCGCUCUUCUCGUGCCGGGCUCCAGUUCCCGGUCGGUCGUGUCCACAGGCUGCUGAGGAAGGGCAACUAUGCGGAGCGUGUUGGUGCCGGCGCUCCCGUCUACCUGGCGGCUGUACUGGAAUAUCUGACCGCUGAGAUCCUGGAGCUGGCUGGAAACGCUGCCCGCGACAACAAGAAGACUCGUAUCAUCCCGCGUCAUCUGCAGCUGGCUGUCCGGAACGACGAGGAGCUCAACAAGUUGCUGGGUGGAGUGACGAUCGCUCAAGGCGGCGUGCUGCCCAACAUCCAGGCCGUCCUACUGCCCAAGAAGACCGAGAAGAGCAAACCCAAGUAAAACUCAACGCUCUAACGACAAAACGGCUCUUUUCAGAGCCAACCACUACCAAAAAAAGCACCUUUCUUGGUCCGUUGGUAACUUUAACGCUUACUAUGUUACCAAAAAAGUACUUAAACGCGGGUUUUAGAAAUGCAGAAACCUGCCUGAGUUUAAAGCGGCGCAGCUGGUAACCAAUCAAACGCGCGGAUCAGCGCAGUUGAAUUUAGACACAAUCGUCUAUAAAACACAUUUAGUUCGAGCAAGUGACAC